Molecule: messenger RNA, 3471 nt
Organism: Durusdinium trenchii
Lineage: Eukaryota; Dinophyceae; Suessiales; Symbiodiniaceae
Source: the annotation of a GenBank genome assembly
AUGGGCUCGCUGGCCUUGGCCUCUUUGGGCUUGGGCGCCACACAGUUUUCAGGUGCCAUCCCGGAUCUAACGGACGUGGCCGGGUUGCUGGGUGAUGACACUGUACAGAACAUCAAUUUGUUGGCUCUUGCGUUCCAGCAGAUUCAAGAUUUACGACGCAUUGCGGCGACGUUUGACACGAGUGUUUGGUGGACUUCGCACUUUCUGCGCGAAAGAUCACUCACUGCUCAGCUGUUGUACUCCCGCGGCGAGUCACCAGACAACCCAAAUCGGCGAAGCCCGCUCCCUUUUCUUGGCAUGCGGGACGAUGAUGGAGAAGAGCCUGCAUUCAGCACCGAGAUUGGCUUUCAAUUGCUGCAAUCUCUCCAGCUUUUGCAGAGUGAGGGGUUGGCGGCGCUGUUCGGACUCGAGGCAGCUUCGGUAGCUGGCCUGCUGGAUGUAGGCAGCGACCCAAUCCUGACAGAUUUGCGCUCCUUCCUCUCUAGGAUCACCAACACAACCCGAGAGAACAUAGAGACGACAGUCGUACCAGGCCUGCUAAGCGCUUCGGCAAAUGCAUCCUCUAUUUGCAGUAGUCAAACAAAGCGAACGUGGGGUCAGUUGAUGGCUCGCACACAUGAGCGUUGCCCGUUCUACCGCGCCGUGGUUCCACAGCUGGCACAAGGUCGCCUUUUCAACAGCUUGCAAACGGCAAUCUCUGGCAUGCGUGAUGCCGACUUCACUCAGCUUGAUGAAGACAUGAAGAGGCUUGGUGACUCAGUACCAAUGACGCUGAAUGAAACUGUCCUCGAGGUUUUGGUACGUUUGCAGCAAGACUUUGGCUACAAUCACAGAGUCUAUGAAAUAACUGAGUGGAUGCAAUACUGCCCGGAUGAAAUGGUGAUCGACAGUGCCGCAGAGUGCAAAGUUGCUGCGAGGGUCAUGGGCAAGCAGUGGGGAGGAACAGUCUUCAAAAGAGGUGGGCACAAGGAUUGCAUGUAUGGGCUGCAGGACUGGAAGGUCUACUUCAACCUUGCCAAUGCCUCUGACACACCAACGAGAGCACCCUAUGGGUCAGUUUGCCGUGCGGAGAAGUGGCAGAACUAUACGAAGGCCUAUCAUCUUGUGGGAGCAGGGUUCUGUCGACCUGAAGGUUGCGACCCUGACGAAAGCAGUUGCCGGGUGAAUGGAUACUAUGGGUCUACCGUCACAAAACUUGAUUGCCGAAGGGCUUGUGAGCUGGAGGCAAACUGUAUUGGGUUUUCCUUUAUGCCAAGCAGGACUGAACGCGCCGCGGUCAGUGGAUGCUUUGUCCACACCAACACAAGCACUGCGUCGAGCAUGCCCAAAAAGUGGGUUCCCUAUGAGAAGGACUUUUACAGCAUUGGCGGUGCAUCUGGUGAUUCCUUGGCAAUGUGCUACCGUAUUGAAACGAAGAAUCCGGCUGAGCCACGGAAAAGUGGCUGCUACUUCAAACAACCCACUUCUGGGAAUGGUCGCUGUGGCGGUCCGUUCCUGACUUGGACAGCAGACAACCAUGGUCGCAAGAAUUUGUGGUCCUGGGAGAACGAGGCCCUGUGUUUGCAGCGGAAGACUGAGCACGAUGACUACUGCGGAACUAACACGACCUGGAUGUUCGUGCCAAACCGUGCCGACCAGGCCUUACCGUCGACGGCUGCAAGCGCAGGCUGGCAAAUCUUCACCGAAUUUCGGAUUGCGCUAAAGCCCUCUGCUCUAUUCAACCAAUUCGAGGAGACACUGUCCUUCGAAGCCAAGAAUGCGUUCUGUUUGAUGUCACCAACAGCCCUGGGAGUCGGGAUGCUGUAUAUUGGCAAAUGGGAAACUAUGGACAUUGGAGCGCAGUGGAGCAACCUUUGGGUUGUGGUACCAAUCACCAACAGCGGGGCUGCGCCAAAAGAUGACCACAGUCUGGGCAGUGUGAUGGGGAUGAUGAUUCUGGAUUCCAUUCUCUAUCAGGUCUUGGCCUGGUAUGUAGAGAAGGUCCGUCCUGGCACACUUGGCUUGCCACAACCGUGGUAUUUUCCGUUGUUGCCGUCAUACUGGUGGCCAGAGAAGGGGUUUGAAUCUUUCGGAGUGUCUGGCACAACUCAUGAGCAGUCUGGAAACCGUGAUCUUGAAUGUUGGGAAGAGCCUACUUCUGAGGUGGCUUCCAGAACGUCAGUGCAGAUCCGCGACCUGACAAAGACCUUUUCUAGUGGAAAGCAGGCUCUGAAAGGGAUCACUUUGGACAUGCAUCAAGGCUCCAUCAUGGGUCUACUCGGCCACAAUGGUGCAGGGAAGAGUACCACAAUGUCCAUCAUGACAGGCCUCUACCCGCCCACCACGGGUGAUGUGGUAGUCCAUGGUGUGUCUGUACGAGGGGACUCUCUUGGAGUCCGACGGCAGCUGGGUGUUUGUUUGCAGCACAAUGCAUUGUACGAGAACGUCACCGUCGAGGAGCAUUUGAGGCUUUUUUGCAUGUUAAAGUCAGUACCACUCAAUGAAGUCUCAAGCGAGGUAGACCGCUUGCUUCGAGACACUGGAAUGGAGGUGAAGCGCAAGUCGCCAUCGAGAGCUCUGAGUGGUGGAAUGAAGAGGAAGCUGUCCAUUGCCAUAGCACUUGCGGGCGGUUCCAAGGUAGUCACACUGGACGAGCCUACAGCAGGUGUAGACGCAACAGCCCGACGUGAUAUUUGGCACUUGCUGGUGAAGUACAAGGCUGGGCGAACGAUACUGCUGUCAACCCACUUCAUGGACGAGGCAGACAUCCUUUCUGACCGAAUUGCUGUCAUAGCAGAGGGCCGUCUUACAGCUAUCGCCGGCAGUAUGGCCUUAAAGCGCCACUUUGCUGAUGGCUACACUCUGACCGUGGUUUGCGACGACCAGCGUGAGGGCCAGAAAGUUGCCACAUUUGUCAUCGGUACUGUGCCGCGGGCUACCUUCGUUGGGGCAAGAGGACGAGAAUUUUGUUUUGCCCUGCCCUUCACCAGCCGAUCCAUCUUCCCGAUACUCUUCGAGAAGCUCCAGGACGAUAAGAUGCGGCGUCAGCUCAAGAUCUGCGCAUAUGGAUUGAGCGCAGCAUCUAUGGAGGAGGUCUUCCUGAAAGCAUCAAGUGUUCACGAAAAAGGCUUACAUGGUCAAGUGCGCAACUUGAACUUUGACCCUGUGCCAUUCACGCCAAGAGGAGAAGAAGACAGGCCUCCAAUGCCCUUUAGUGCUGGGAUGCUGGAAGCCUCUGAUGGACAAGUGCUUGAGCGAGAUGACAAGGCAAGCACUCCGAAAGCCGGAGAUAGCAUUGGGGCCACACCUGUAGUUUUAGGCUUGCCUAUCACAGAUCGAAGCGAGCGGUUUGCACAGGAUCACCCGCGUUCUCCGCAAUGCAUGGCCGGUGUUGCCCAGCCGUCAAUGUUGGAGGCCCCUCACUAUUCUCAAUUGAACUCAAGUGGCACCAAGACCUUAACAGUGACAACAUCAAGAGUCGUCACUUGCAGC